Messenger RNA from Panicum hallii, 2168 nucleotides. RefSeq lists its product as uncharacterized. The record is from RefSeq and is a predicted model, not a curated record. NCBI's taxonomy places the organism in Eukaryota, Viridiplantae, Streptophyta, Magnoliopsida, Poales, Poaceae. The transcript has 2 exons. Bases 78 to 2168 code for a protein of 696 amino acids.
GCCAUCUGCAUUACCUCAUCAAUCUCAAAAUAAAACAAACUCAAGUACUAGACAUCACCUGUCGAUCUGUCGCAAAAAUGAGGGCGUUAAGAAGUGUUGCUGGUGACGUACGUAUGGAUCAUCGCAGCUGGUUGGCAGCCCAUGUAGAAGAGCUAUGGAAUGAAUGGGAGAUCCAAGUGUUGGUGCUGGUCAGCUUUUCUCUGCAAGUGUUCCUCCUCUUGUUCUCGGGCAUUAGGAAGCGUAUAACCUCCAAAGUCCUCAGCAUACUCCUAUGGCUAGCCUAUCUGUCGGCUGACUCGCUUGCCGUCUUCGUCCUUGGCCAUCUGACACUCCACAUCAAUGGCGGCCUUCGCCAUGGGCUGGUGCUCUUCUGGGCGCCGUUCAUGCUUCUUCACCUUGGUGGGCAGGACACGAUGACGGCCUUCUCCAUGGAGGACAACAUGCUGUGGAAGCGUCACCUCCUGAACUUUGCCACCCAGGUGGGGUUGGCUGCCUAUGUGGUUGGCAAGCAAUGGCAGGGAGGCGGCAAGCCGCAGCUCCUGGCUCCCAUGGUGCUCAUGUUCAUCUCAGGGACCAUCAAGUAUGCCGGCAGAAUAUCGGCACUCCGGUUUGCUGUCAAAAACACAACACUUGGAGGUAGUGUUGGCUUUAUGGCCCAGCAAUAUACACUUAAUUUGGGCGCCGACCGUUUCUGGGCUCACGAUUGGAUGAUCAAUGAGGCGCCAACCUACCGACGACUGGUAUCGGCAGCUACAUCAGAGUUUAUAUUCUGCAUGGCCUUCCUGAUGGAUAUGACACGGUUGAAAUACAGGCAUUCAUUACAAGGGCUCCUGUCCAAGCAAUACCGAGUCCAAGUUUGCUACAAGCUCACUGAGCUCCAGCUCUCGAUCGCCUAUGAAUUCCUCUACACCAAGCUUGGACAAAUGCAUUUCAGUGGGGGGCUACUGAAUAGUUGGUUCUCCAAGCUUGUUACAUUGGGGUGCACCUUCGCAGCCCUCUUUCUGUUUGCUUGGGAUGAUCUAAAGGGCAGUCUUCUUCCAAACUACAAGAGAGCCGAUAUUAUUGUGUCUUACAUACUCCUAGGUGGAGCUGCCAUUCUGGAGGUACUCUCUGUUUCCAUCGCCAUCUCACCAUUCAGUGCAUAUUACACGACAGAUGAUGCAGUAGAGAAUAACGUAUACAAUAAAAGAUACAGUGAUGUGAUGUUCAGCAUUAUCAGGUAUGUCCAUCCAGAGAGCAAGCCACAAUGGUCACAAAAGUUGGCACAAUACAACCUUAUUGGUGAGUGUAUACGAUGGAAGCAAGAGGAUGAUGCUGGUGAUGGUAGUUUGAUGCAAUGCGCCAUAAGUCAGGUGAAGUCCAGAAAAACGACGGCACAUGUUGAUGUCUCUCAUGAGCUGAAGAAGCUCGUCCUAGAUAGACUGCUACAGGUUGGAACCACAAUACAUCCGGCUGAUCUAGAUUCAGAUGAUGUGUGGGACAUGAGCAAUUUCACUGGCCAAUGGGCAAAGCUGGAGAUCCGGAGCAAAAUGCAAUCGUCGUCAGAAGCUGCAGCUCGUCUGCAGACGCUGAUCAGCAACACCACUGAGCGUUCUGAAAGUUUCAUGUUCUCCGUCCUUACCUGGCAUAUAGUGACGGAGAUAUGCUUCUUCCAACAACAUAGCAACAGCGGCGACGGCGGCAGUAGCAGCAGCAGCAGCAGCUCUGCUCCUCCAUCCUGCAGAUGCAGAGACCCAAGCAGACAACUGUCUAGGUACGUCAUGUACCUUUGUGCAAAGCAUGGCAUAUUGUCUGGCAAUGAUGGGUACGUUUCUUUCACAGUGAUUAAGCAAGUCAUUAUGGAAUGCCUGCUACUCUAUGAGGGAGCCCUGGAUGAGCGGUCUGUUGUCAUACGUAUAGCUGACAUGAUACAUGGUGAAAACGGGAACCUGGUGCAAAGGACCAGGUUUGUGGAUGGGGUAUUAAGCCCCACGAGCCAACUUGCCAAGGAGCUGCUUAUGAUCGAAGAUGCAAAUUAUCGAUGGGAUAUCAUCAUGAAUGUAUGGAUGGAGAUGCUUUGCUACAUGGCAUUACACUCCGAGCAUGGGUUCCACACUACGCAUCUAAGCAAAGGAGGGGAGUUCUUAACUCAUGUCAAGCUUCUAAUAUUGAACAUUUUUGGCCACUGA